UUUCCAACCCAGUUCAACCCAUCUUUCCACCCUUUUUUUUUCUCGUCACGUCGUCAAGAUGAACGGGGAUCACGAAAUGUCAGGCGAUGCCUCGCAGGCCGCCCAGCGACAAGUUCGUGUGCAGCUCACGAGCAAACAGGAAGAUGUCGCCCUCCCCGAGAAUACCGGCCCCAUCUUGGUGCCCACCGGUCUUCGGAGAUAUGCGCUGUCGACGCUGGUCAACAACCUGCUGGGGAGCGAGAAACCCAUCCCGUUCGAAUUUUUGGUGAACGGCGCUUUCCUGCGCACCUCCAUCGACGAAUACCUGACGGCCAAUGGCAUCUCCGCCGAAACCACGCUGGAGAUCGAGUACGUCCGGGCCUUGAUCCCGCCGCUACACAUCGCCUCCUUUGAGCACGAUGACUGGGUCAGCUCGGUGGACGUGCUCUCUGCGACGUCGCCCGCCGCCUCGAAGGCGUCGGCGACGGUGUCUCCCGGCCAGGAACGGAUCCUGUCCGGCAGCUACGAUGGUCUGCUCCGGGUGUGGAACAUGUCGUCGCAGGUGGUCGCGACGUCGCCGGCCCCCGCGGACGGAGGACACACGGCGUCCAUCAAAGCGGCGAAGUUCAUCUCGCCCAACGCGAUCGCAUCGACCGGGCUGGACCGCACGGUGCGCGUGUGGAAGUACGCCGAACACGCCGACGGCUUCUCCGGCACCAUUACCCCGCAGCUGGAGCUGUACGGCCACAAGUCCGCCGUCAACUCGCUGGCCGUGCAUGCGCCCUCGAACCGCAUGCUGACCGGCUCAGCCGACCACAGCGUCGGGUUCUGGUCGACGAAGAAGGGCGAUGCCCCAGCCGCGCCGGAGAACCUGCUCCCGUCCGUCGCAUCGAGGAGCGCCAAGCGACGCAAGGUGGGCUCCUCCGUGAGCGCACCGCAACGGGGUCCCCUGUCGCUGAUGUCGGCGCACACGGCGCCCGUGUCGGCGGCCAUCUUCGACGCGACGGACGCCACGGUCGGCUAUUCGACCUCGUGGGACCACUCGCUGCGCACGUGGGACCUGGUCACGGGCUCCCUGGUCGACACGCGGAGCACGGCCCACGCGCUGCUGUCGCUGGAGCAUCUCCCCGAACACCACCUCCUCGCGGCGGGAACCUCCGCGCGCCACAUCACGCUCAUCGACCCGCGCGCGUCGGCGACGACCAUCGCGGCAAUGACGCUGCGCGGGCACACCAACGCCGUGGUGUCGCUCGCACGCGACCCGCAGAGCGCGUAUGGGCUCAUCAGCGGGAGCCACGACGGGACGUGCCGGAUCUGGGACAUCCGGGCGACCAAGACGGACAAGGACGGGGUGGUGGGCGAGAGUGUCUACUCUAUCGGGCGGAAGAGCCAGGAGGAGGCGGGGCGGGGCGAGGCCAAGCGCGUGGGCGGCGAGGGCGUCAAGGUGUUUGGCGUGUGCUGGGACGCGGCGGUGGGCAUCGUCAGUGCGGGCGAGGACAAGCGCAUCCAGAUCAACCGCGGCGAGGGGGUGCUGUCAUCGGUGUAGGAUUGAGGCGUUGCACAUAUGGGCCGGGCGUUUGGCUGGAUGAAAAGUUGUUUUCUGUUUACUAGUUUAUUAUCUUGACCUUAAUGCUGG
This is a messenger RNA of Aspergillus campestris IBT 28561, 1615 nucleotides long. RefSeq names its product WD repeat WDR12/YTM1 family ribosome biogenesis protein. The transcript is spliced from 2 exons. NCBI's taxonomy places the organism in Eukaryota, Fungi, Ascomycota, Eurotiomycetes, Eurotiales, Aspergillaceae. The record is from RefSeq and is a predicted model, not a curated record. Gene Ontology annotation, cellular component: preribosome, large subunit precursor. Gene Ontology annotation, molecular function: protein binding. Bases 59 to 1525 code for a protein of 488 amino acids. Gene Ontology annotation, biological process: ribosome biogenesis.